GCCCAGCGGGCGCGCGCGCCGCUGGCCCCCGUCCCAUGGCUCCGCCCCGGCAUGACGCCGAGCGAGCCCCGGGCCUCUUUUCCUGUCGGAGGCGAAGCCCGGCCCGGCCUCCCCUUUAAGGGCCUGACGCCGUUACUAGGGCGGCCGGAGAGGCGCGGAAACUGAACCGGCUCUGCGGCCAGAGCGACAGGGCCCGGCAGCUCCCGCCGCCCGCCAUGGCCGCCGCCGCCCUGGAGGAUCCAUCUCUGGAGAAACACUUUAAAGGCCAUCGAGAUGCCAUCACUAGUGUGGAUUUCAGUCUCAAUAAGAAGCAAUUGGCAAGUGGCUCUAUGGAUUCGUGCUUGAUGAUCUGGAGUAUGAGACCCCAAAUGAGAGCCUAUCGCUUUGUGGGUCACAAAGAUGCAGUGAUGUGUGUUCAGUUUUCGCCUUCUGGCCAUCUGGUGGCCUCGGGCUCCAAAGACAAAACUGUCCGUUUAUGGGUUCCAAAUGUCAAAGGAGAAUCUACUGUGUUCAAGGCUCAUACGGCAACUGUAAGAAGCGUUCAGUUCUCCAGUGAUGGACAAUCCUUGGUUACAGCUUCUGAUGACAAAACAGUCAAAGUAUGGACAGUUCACAGACAGAAAUUUCUCUUUUCCUUGAGCCAGCACAUAAACUGGGUUCGCUGUGCCAAAUUUUCUCCUGAUGGAAGACUAAUAGCUUCUGCCAGCGAUGAUAAAACUAUCAAACUAUGGGAUAAAACCAGCAGAGAAUGUAUACAUUCUUUUUGUGAGCACGGUGGGUUUGUGAAUCAUGUGGAUUUUCAUCCCAGUGGUACGUGCAUUGCUGCAGCUGGUACAGAUAACACAGUGAAGGUGUGGGAUGUUAGGAUGAAUAGACUCCUCCAGCAUUAUCAAGUGCACAGUGCUGUGGUAAAUUGUCUUUCCUUUCACCCCUCUGGAAACUACCUCAUUACUGCCUCCAAUGAUUCAACCCUUAAAAUUCUGGAUUUACUAGAAGGAAGGCUGCUGUAUACUCUUCAUGGUCAUCAGGGGCCAGCUACCUGUGUUGCCUUCUCAAGAACUGGGGACUUUUUUGCUUCUGGAGGGUCAGAUGAACAGGUGAUGGUAUGGAAAACUAACGUUGAUGCUGCUGAUUAUGGAAAUGUAUUGAAAACUCAGAAGUAUGCCACUAAUGUACCAGGAACUCUUCACAAUCUGAGACAGUGGAGACUUCUUUGCUCGACUGGACAGAGGAGGAGGGGGAAGCAACACUUCCAAGGAAAGCAGCAUAACCUACCUAUGAAAGUCGCUGCAUUCCAAAAGUAUUAAUCCAGUGAAAAUUGCAUAUACUGGAGUGAAGCAUAAGUAGAUGCAUAGUGAAGUUUUAAUGUGAGGCCUUGUGACAGGGAAACUUUUAAGAAAAAUAUUACACCAUUGCACCAUGUGGGAAGAACUGUGGGAGCACUGGCAUGGUAUUUAACCACAGUGUCUUCUAUACUUGCUGUGACCAUGGUUAGAAGACAUCUUGGUUAAAAACACUCAGGUGCCUUUCCAUGCUAGCACUACUGCUGGUGGAACUGCAUGGGGAUUAGCAAGAGUGGAAGUUAAGAAAAACACUAGUUGACGCAGUCUGAGAAUGGAUAGUCCAUUAAAACAAUUCAGGACUUCCAUGCCACAUCACUGUGAUCUCAGCCACAGUAGAAAUUCUGCUGUAUCAUGGGAAUUGGUUAAAAUAUGUUCUAGCGUUGCCAUGUGGAUGAGAGACAGUUCUGAUCCUCAGCAGAACAGUGGACCUUAGGAUAAAUCUUGGCCCCAUUGAAAUCAGUAGCAAAACCCCCUUGAUUACAGUGGUUACAGGAUUGCACUCAUGAUCUUCAGGGUUGUCACUGUUCUUACCAUGCGUAUAAAAAUCAUACUGUGAACAGGUGAAUUGCAACAUGGUUAUAAAUAUAGUGAAGGCAGGACCUACACGAGUGGAUUUAUCAGUGGAUUUGCUACACAUAAUCAAAAUUAUGGUCUUGUCCUUUUUUGUUUCAAAAUAAAAACGCUCAACAGCCUCAAUUUUCAGUAUCCUGAUAUAUUGGGUUAUGAAGAAUAUUUCAUUUUAAGAAUCCAUAGUUCUCCUAUUACAGGUUGGACUGUAAGAGGAUGAGAUAAACACCUUUUUCCUUGCGAAGAGCCCAAGCACUGAUUUAAAUUCCAUAGGUUGUCUAGCUUUAAAAUUGAUGUGAAAUGGUCUGUAAAGCAUAGCAGGUAUGGUUGUUGAAAAGAGGUUAAUGAUUCUGGAGGUGGUUUGAUUUAUUAUUUUAAGCGAUUGUAAAUAGCUUGAACACGGAGCCGUAGUUUCCAUAACAUUGCACUUGCACAUCAGUUUGAUGACUUCUUAUCCAUAAAUGCUAUUUUUGGAUAAUACUCUCUUUUAAAGGUAGAAUCUGUUUUUGUUUUUUAAAACACUUUCUUAUAACUCCAGUUUGUUGCAAGCAUUAAAACUGAGAUAUGUUCAGCCUUCUUUAUAUAUAAGGGCUGUGUUUUGUCUCAGGCAAGCUAGAGUGGUUUAAAAACAAGAUAUUUCUGCAGAUAAAUUUUGUUAUGAUUUUGAGAGCUUAUAGUUUCCUUCCUCCCCUUAUCCUUGUGCUCAACCCACCUCUCAAAAAAUUUACAAAAUCAAACUUUAAAACUGCAGUUUUUGUUUUUCUUGUAAGUAGCUUUUGAUUUCCUGAUUUAAGAACAAUAACUUCACCCACUAAAAAGGGAAGCUGCUUAAUCUUUUCCAGCACUGCUGCAUGACUAUACUAAAAAUUUUGUUUUUUUAAAAAAGGCUGUCUGCAGAAUCCUUUAACUUUGUUACUGAGAUAUCCCUUCAAGGGCUAUUGUCAAUUAUUCCUUACCAACACUGCGGAUACACUUAGGCAUUAUACUUCAGUACUUCCUGCGUCAUUUUGCCUUUCACCUAAAUCAAUAAAUGUUUGUGCUACAAAGUCCUGCUACUUUAUUAAUCAUUGUAUACUGACCAAAGUAGAGGUAAUGUAAACAAAAAUAGAACAUGUAAUGCCAGAUACCUCUUCUGACAGCCUCCUUGAGAGAGGAGAAGCAGGUUAGCACAAGUGAUGGAUAUAAGAAGAAAUGAGUGAUUGCGUGUUAAGUUAUACAUGACUCUUCUAUCUUCUGACUACUCUUUGCAACAGACUACUUGAGAUCAAACUGGCAUGACAUUGCAUCAAGGUGGUGGACACAAAACAGAGCUUGAUCUAAAAAUGACUUCCCUUCUGAUCCUGGGAGUGGGGGGGGGAAUAAAAUUGCUGCAUCCUUUAUAAGAGAUCAGCUAGUUGAACCAGACUUUAGGGACGUUGGCUAUAAAGGAAGGAUGGGCUCCACCUAAAUCAAAAUGUAACCUGAUUGCCGGCAUGUAAAAUUAAAAAGGUUGUAGAGGAUUUUUUAAACUAAGGACUGGGGAAAAGCCAACAGGUGCAGAUGAGCACAUGGUUCAGACAGACACAUCCCUGAGUGGAGGAUCUAUUAAUGGGGAUUUUCUAUAUUCUAGCAUAAAGGAGAGGGUAGAAUUUGAUAAAGUA
Molecule: messenger RNA, 3550 nt
Organism: Dermochelys coriacea (leatherback sea turtle)
Lineage: Eukaryota; Metazoa; Chordata; Testudines; Dermochelyidae
Gene: POC1A
Product: POC1 centriolar protein A
Exons: 10
Coding region: 216-1307 (363 amino acids)
Biological process (GO): cilium assembly
Cellular component (GO): centriole; ciliary basal body
Molecular function (GO): protein binding
Source: RefSeq, a predicted model, not a curated record